AAUCCCAUUCAAUUCAACGAAGCGUUUCUCAACGACUUGUUCAAGAAUUACAAAAAUCUAAUCAACCAAACAUCGAAACGAUCCUUACUCGGUUUUGGACAAUGGCCAAGGACGUGUUGCUCAAUCCACCGUCAACUACGAUGCAGCCCCGUGACCGACAACGCCAGAGAGGUUAAUAAUUAUGCGCGGUUACGCGAGUACGGUUAUCAAAAAUCGAUGCACGUACCCGCCAACCAACCGAUCGAACAGGUAUAAAAGGGGGCCACCACCGUGCUUCGAGCAUCAAUCGAUUUUCAACCAGCUCUCAAGCUCGUAACAACUCCUCGCAACCUACCCGCAACAUGAAGUGCAUCGCAGCCGUCGUUUUGCUCGCCCUGGCGGCCGUCGCUCUCGCCAAACCAUUCGAGACGGAGUCGAUCGAGGCUGCGAGGGCCGAAGCGGAAGUGGAGGCAGCGCCUCGCGACAAGCGAGGGCUGGUGGUGGGCGCGGCUUACACGGCGCCGCUCGCCUACAGCGCUUACACGGCGCCGAUCGCGUACACGUCUGCCUACAGCUACCCUUACGCGGCGUACACCGGCUACCCGUACUACGCCUCCGCCUACUCCGCGCCCUACUACGUCCUCUAGAAACCACCUGCAUAUUUUGGACGCUCUGACGUAAUACCCGACGACUGCACCACGAUCCACGACAGCUCCCGCUCUGUCCGUGUCUCGAUCGAGGACGCACGAAUUUAACUGCGCGGGAGGAGAUGCUCUGGGAUCGACG
Messenger RNA from Apis florea (little honeybee), 765 nucleotides. RefSeq lists its product as uncharacterized. The record is from RefSeq and is a predicted model, not a curated record. NCBI's taxonomy places the organism in Eukaryota, Metazoa, Arthropoda, Insecta, Hymenoptera, Apidae.